AUGGGUGUCCCUUUUGAGGCCCUGCUUCCCUAUGGGAUUAUCAUGACCAUGUUUGGUGUGACUGGCUACGGUCUUCACUACGUCAAGCGCUUUGCCAACGACGGCAAGAAGGCGCGCUGGAACCGGGACCUGUGGGAUAGAUGA
Penicillium egyptiacum is the source of this 144-nucleotide messenger RNA. The record is from the annotation of a GenBank genome assembly. Lineage: Eukaryota; Fungi; Ascomycota; Eurotiomycetes; Eurotiales; Aspergillaceae.